ACAGCAGUGAAAAGAAUCCAGAAAGGAACAGGUAAGUCAUUGUUCCUUCUUUCACAGUCCUUGUGACCUGGAAUGUGCUGAAGUAACCUGUUUAAGAUGGAGACAUCUGGAAAUCUACCAGAGGUCAAAGUUUUUCCCCCCACAAAUAAGUCAGAAAAUUCACACACAGAGAGCCAGAAGAUAGAGGAGCGUCUCCCGCCUUUUAUGAAUCUCCAUCAUGGACCUCGUCCUGCAGAGACCAGGGAAGGUGACACCAGAGGAGAGUGCUGCUGUUGUGUCUGUGGGCCUAACCGGUGUGGAACAACAGAGCCUGCAAACAGAGACACAACUAGGGGUGAAACCGCUUCUCAGCUUCAGAGUGAUGAGGAGGAUCUUGAGCCUCCCUUGCCACUAAGAUCUGAUGAUCAGUGUCCAAACUACAGACCCCCUCCACCUCCUCACCACUACAUGCACAACUACGACUUGUAUCAUACGAUGGAUGUCAGGUAUUAUCACUCUGCAGGACAAGGGCAGUGCAACCUCAAUCCCAUCAACACACUCCCUCCUCAGUCAUGUUACGCUGCUCCCUGUCAGUACAGAGGACCCUGGGAUGACUCCCAAAACUGGCUCCGGUUCCAAGGUAACUUUAUGAAUGACAGCGUGGCUCAGGGAAGUGUUUCAGUUAACGUGCCUCAGUUCUCCGUGCCCCCUGUGGAGGCCGUGUUGCAGGUCAGUGUGAUGAACCUGAGCUCGGCAAGAGCAGAGGGGUUGGUCUCACAUCCACACGAGAAAAGAAGAACCAUCAGUCUGCCUGAAGAGUGCCGAAACGUUUUUAUAACUCAUUCUUCAGACAUUUCUUCAGAGAUAGUUCCCUUUGUAGACUUUCUCACAAAGCACGGUUUUCGACCAGCUAUUGACAUAUUUGAUAACCCCAUGAGAAACAUGGAUGUCAACAAGUGGAAGGACAGUUACCUGAAACAUCAGUCAGCCCUGAUUGUCAUCGCCAUUAGUCCAAAGUACAAGAUGGACAUUGAAGGAUGUGUAGUGGAUAGCCAUGAUCUACACACUAAAUACAUUCACUCCAUGAUGCAGAAUGAAUUCAUCCAGCAAGGCAGCUUGAAUUUUAGAUUCAUACCUCUUCUCUUCUUAAACGCAUCCCAGAAACACGUCCCAAGUUGGCUUCAGAACACGAGAGUUUACCGCUGGCCGCAGGACGCUGAGGAUGUGUUACUGCGGCUACUCAGGGAGGAGAGAUACGUUCCUCCUCCUGUUCCUCCGGAGCUCACCCUCAUCAUCAGGCCUGUGGCCCCCAGUGCUGCACCUACACUGUAAAGACACACGGCGUUUAUGCAUGUGUUUAAACAUUUGUUUUUGGCUGAGUUUAUUAGGAGUAUGGUGCAGCUUG
Messenger RNA from Etheostoma spectabile (orangethroat darter), 1384 nucleotides. RefSeq names its product adapter protein CIKS. The transcript has 10 exons. Gene Ontology annotation, biological process: positive regulation of canonical NF-kappaB signal transduction; humoral immune response. The record is from RefSeq and is a predicted model, not a curated record. Lineage: Eukaryota; Metazoa; Chordata; Actinopteri; Perciformes; Percidae. The coding region runs from base 97 to 1311 and encodes 404 amino acids.